CUCUGGUGUCAGGUACCGGGCAUGGUUUGAGGUGUGUUGCCCAGGACACGGAUGGUUGUCAUCACAGAAGACACCCAGCAACACCCAGCAACACCCAUUUCUCCUGCUGCUCCUUGGGGCCAAACCCAAGGGUAGGCUUCAUGCCUCCCGGGGGUGGGGAAGGCCUGGCACUUGUGUCACCACCAAAUGAGUCAGUGAGUUGGCCAUGAUUUCCACAAGAGUGAUGGACAUUAAGCUUCGGGAGGCCGCAGAAGGCCUUGGAGAAGACAGCACAGGAAAGAAAAAAUCCAAGUUCAAAACGUUUAAGAAGUUCUUCGGGAAGAAGAAGAGAAAGGAGUCACCCUCGUCCACAGGAAGUAGCACCUGGAAACAAAGUCAGGCGAAGAGCGAGGUCAUCCCCAUCGAGGCUGGGCCAGUGGGCUACGACUCAGAGGAUGAGCUGGAGGAGUCCAGGGGCACACUGGGCAGCCGGGCCCUUUCACAUGACAGCAUUUUUAUCCCAGAGUCUGGACAAGACCCGGCUCGACCUGUGCGGGUGUUUUCCCAGGAAAAUGUGUGUGACCGCAUUAAAGCUCUGCAGUUAAAAAUACAGUGUAACGUGAAGAUGGGACCACCACCUCCCCCAGGGAGUCUUCCUGCCAAGCGGGGCGAUGACGCCGGCAUGAGCUCUGAGGAUGACGGGCUGCCCAGGAGCCCCCCUGAGAUGUCUCUACUGCAUGAUGUUGGUGCUGGCACCACCAUAAAGGCAAGUGUGAUCUGCUCCAUCCAUGCGAGUGAGGCCAGCAUCUCCCUAAGGACCUUGGACAGCAGCAUGGCACCCCUGGCUGAUUUUGAUUACCCCCCGGAAUUCUCUUCCUGCCUGGACAACUCUGCUGCUAAGCACAAGCUCCUGGUUAAGCCCCGCAACCAGCGGUCAAGUAAAAUGAGGCGACUGUCUUCGCGAGCACAGUCUGAAUCCUUGAGUGACCUGACAUGCACCCCAGAGGAGGAGGAAUAUGAUGAGAAGCCAUUAUUGCAAGCCAGUGCAGAAGAAAAGCCCAGUUCCGGACAGCAGGAUGUGGUGCUAGAGAGGGGCCCGGCGCCUGGGGAAGCAGUGACUGCGCUGCUGCCCAUGGGGCCCCGGGCUAGAAGAGCACGCCUGCAGCACUGCCCAGCUCUCAGUGCCAGUGCUGAGGAGGAGGGCAUCCUUGAGGUCAGCCCCUCCAGCCGCCCGGCCACUCCAGAGCCCUCUGAGCCUGGGGGUCUCUGCUCGGAGUCUUCAUCUCUUCCAGAAGGCUCCCUGCACCCUCAUCCUGACAGUGAAAAUCAGAGGGAGGAGCUGCCCCUUGAAACCACAUGUUCCCCAGCUGGGGAGACAGUUGAUGAAGUGGCUUGUGCUUCUGGAGACGUUGAGAGUCGGUCCUCCCCCUGCAUCCCUGAAGGGGACAUGACACCUCCCAAGAGUGGUUCCACCACCACCUUAGAGAUUUCCUCUGGUCCAGACAUGCCAGACCAAAAUGUCCAGAAGGAGGAGGAGCUGACUCUGGAAGUACCCGGUCCCACAGGAACAGAAAAAGAACCCUCUGUGGCCCCAGCCCAGAGCCCAGCAGUUCCCAAGAGCUGCUUGAAGCACAAGACUGUGGCCGUGACCGUGAGCCUCAGCGCAUCUCCCACACCUCCUACCUUAGAAUCCCCAGCAGAGGAGCCCACUCCCUGUCCCCUGGACAAAGAGGCCACCCCCCCAGAGUCCUCCAAGGAUGAGCAGACAGAAUCCCCCAAGACUGAGCAGGUAGAGUCCCCUCAAGAAGGACCUGAGAGGGUGACCCCAGAGCCAAAAGUGGAAAGAGGGGCCCGUGAGCUGCGAAGUAUGAAAAAAUUUUCUGUGUCCUCAGGCCGGGUAAGGCUGCACACUGGCAGUGCCCACAUGCUGGAGCCCUCGGGCCCCUCUGCUGUCCGACUGCCCCUCGUCCAUAGCAGCCUGGCCUGGAGGAGCGAGGCAGCACUUGACGACCUUCGGGUACUUCCAGAACCCCAGGACAGGAAGCUGGCCCCUCAGAAGCCACCCUCACCAGCUGAGAGCAGCCCUCAGAACUCAGGAGAUAAGGUGGCCAGCCAGCCCGGGCCAGGCAGGAACCCCCGAGAUGCAGGGUCCACGCCAGGCUCAAGAGACCCGUGCCCAGCUGCUCAGGAGCCGCCCCCAUGUGAGGAUAGAAGUCCCUUCCCUGUCAAGCUGCGGUCCACCUCUCUCUCUUUCAAGCACAGAGAUGUGUCUUCUCCAGAGGUAAAAGGGGUAAAGAGAUACAGUGCUGAGGUCAGGUUAGAAAAAGGAGGACUGGCUUUGCUCUCAAAAGACGAGAAAUGCCAGAUGGGAACAGCUCCAGCCACUCGAGGUGCCAGAUCCCCGAACGACCAAAGAAAGGGAAAGCCAGUCCGGCCAUCGGAGCCACACAGCUCCAAACCACCCCUGCCUAGAAAGCCACUUCUGCAGGCCCUCACCCUCCCACAAAUGCCAACACCCCCUGACACGAGCUCAGAAGAGCCACCAGAGAAAGUCACACCGCCGCCAGACCCCAGAAAGGAGAGUCGGACAGCAGAGAAGAAGUCACCACACAGGGGAACUGAGAAGGGUCUGCCUCCUGCAGCCGCAGGCCCCGGCGCCGACAGCCCACCUGCGCCUCCGUGGAUCACCAUCACCCGGCAGAAGCGGAGAGGGGCCCCAGACCAGCCACCGGACCAGGAAGAAAAGCCUGGGGUGAGGCCCCUGAGGUCUGAACUGGGGAAGCAAGCCAAGGUGCCCGAGAGAGCCCAGGAGCCCAUGAAGCAAGCUGAUUUUGUUCGAAGCAAGUCUUUCCUGAUCACUCCUGCUAAGCCCGCCGGGGACCGGGGGCAGGGGACGAAGAUUCGCCUCCAGGAGGGGCUGCAAAGAGGGAUCUCCUUGUCUCAUCAGAACUUGGCGGCUCAGACUGCCGUGAUGACAGAGAAAGAAUUACAUCAGCUGAAGAGAGCCAGUUAUGCUAGUACAGAUCAGCCAUCCUGGAUGGAACUUGCCAGAAAGAAAUCUCAAGCUUGGAGUGACAUGCCUCAAAUUAUAAAAUAAGUUGACCAUGUACUAAUAAAGAAUGUCCACCUCCUUGAUGGUUAAGCUACUUAAAAACUGCCGCUAAAUCAGGGCAACUGAAUGUGAAAUACAAGAGUGACUUUAUCAUCAAGUGAGGGGAGGGCAAGCUAGGAGAAGAGGAAGAAACCAGGUAAACAAGGAAGACAGACUCUCAGCCACAACCCUGGGCCAGAGGCUGCACACAAGAACACCAUUGAAAAGGGCCAGGGACAAGGUCCUGUGCUAAGAGGUAUGAAUGUGAGGCUUUCAGAAUUCCCCUGAUGAAGAGGGCUUGGCCGAGGAAGAAAAUGAAACGUGGAUGCAUAAACAGGACACUGUCGAAAGCCCAGAAGAGAAGCAGCUCCAGGGGGUGUCGGUCUGUACUUCCACGUGAGAGCAGCUUGUGUCUCUGGUCACUGUCUGGCCUGGAGCCUGUGUUCUCCUUUCACGUUAAGGGUAAAGGGUGACAUUUAGGGUAAAACAGGGAUGCCGUUUCCAAGAGCAGCUAUAAAAAAAUCAGUUUUCCCGAGGAUAGCCACUCUAAGAAGGAGCUGAAGGAACACAGCAGGGUCCGUCAAUUCAGAGACUGUUCCCAAAAAUAAUUUUUAAACUUUUCCACGAGGCAUCUGUGUC
Molecule: messenger RNA, 3709 nt
Organism: Condylura cristata (star-nosed mole)
Lineage: Eukaryota; Metazoa; Chordata; Mammalia; Eulipotyphla; Talpidae
Gene: CRACDL
Product: KIAA1211-like ortholog
Exons: 11
Coding region: 206-3076 (956 amino acids)
Source: RefSeq, a predicted model, not a curated record